Messenger RNA from Porites lobata, 28373 nucleotides. The record is from the annotation of a GenBank genome assembly. NCBI's taxonomy places the organism in Eukaryota, Metazoa, Cnidaria, Anthozoa, Scleractinia, Poritidae.
AUGGAGGGAAGUAUUGAUCGUAAACAGCUCCGAGAUCUUAUCCGAAGACAAAGGAGAGAAUCGGAGGUAACCACGUCCUAAAAUGAUAACUGUGGUUGAUUCUCGUUGCAUAAGAUAAACUUUCUUUCUUUAUAGGGCCAGUUAGACGCCACUCCAGAUGUAGAAUUCACCUAUAACGAUGCGGACAAAAAGUCAGCAGAGAUUGCCGGUAAGAAACAACUUCAUUACAGGUCAAUCGUUUGAAUUUACUGGUUGUUAAAGAGUUAUUGAAGUCUUAUUUGACGCCAGGUUAGCCGAAAGUCAAACGAACAGGUUUUAUAACAUGUAGCUAGCGUGCUGUCGUCGAUCGCUAGAUCAUUAAUCAUGACAUUCGCUUUUCGAAAAGCGAGUGUCAUGAUAUUUGAGAGUCGGGGCAACCACAGAAUGCAUGGCUAUUUUAUAAGGAGGUCGACAGAAGGGGUUUACCUCGGUGUAAGAACCUGUGAACUUUUUCUUUGUUGUGUACCUGUGGCUCAGUCAAUUCCAAGCAGAACGCUGCCGAGAUGGCUUUUCCUAUUGUCUGAUAGCAAAUGUUAUUUCUUGUAGCUGCCGAACAAAAAACACUGCAUACCUCUACAUGGUUUCAAAACAUUUUUUCUUCGAAUUAACAGGCAUAUUGUUAAAUCAUGAUUGACCUCUUACCCUGUUAUGUUAUCCUGGAGUUGUGACAUGUCACUCUAUCUUAUAAAAAAAAAACAAACAUACCAAAGAGUAAAAAUAAAAUUAUUCUCAAUGUGCUUUAACUUCACUUCAAUAUUUUUAGGAUGUUUUCAAUAGUAAAAGCACGAGAUUUGCGAAACUCUUCCCGCCUCUGUCAGCUUGCGCUAGACGGAACACAUUUAAACAAAUUCGCUCUCAGCGCAAAACUUUGUGUGUCCCGUUUAUAGAUGAUUUGUCGAAUAUCAAUAAAUUUCUCUCUUUGUUUCCUCUACAGUUACAAUUUAUAAUGUGCCAUUUUAGAAGUCACCGUUAAAAUAGAAAAAUCUCAAAAAUUAAAUUUGCAUUUGCUUCAUAGUAAUUUGAUACUCUGUCAUUUACAUACGGUAAACAUUGCCAAAUUCAUUUCCAUAGCAGUUCACCAAAAAAUCAUUCUCUUUAUUCAUAAAGGUACUUGAUUCUUAUCGCUUAAACUUUUCUUGUCGCCCGUCUGAAUUUUAAAACAUCUCGUGUCGGUGUUUAUAAAGCUUGUCGCUUAUUGUUGGCUUUGCCGUCACUGUCGCAAUUUGGCCGAGGGAGGUUGUCUCUUGUUGCGAUUUCAUUUUACGUGUUGUUGCUACUCUUUGGGCCAUGUCACUUGUCUGAAUUUACCCUGGCAGGGCCUUGCUGUAGGCCCUGGUUUGAAUUUUUGGCUGGACCAACACUCACGGUUUUAAAUAUGAUUAUAAAUUGUUAAGCAAUAAUAUUCUGAUAAUAUUCUGACAUAUACAAAUGAGUUAGAUAACCUUGGCUUCUCACAUAAGGACAAAAACCCUUGGACUCCACCUCACAGCAGUUUUACAGCAAUAUCUGUUCUUUUUUACAUUUUUAUUUUAUCCAUUUUUGAGAGAAAUUGUUACAUUCCCUGAUAACUAAUGAUAAGAAGAGAAAAAAACCGAGUUAUAUUAUUAUAACAAUGAUAGAAGAUGGAAAUAUUAUAACAAAAUAUAUUAUGAAGUCUGGGUAAUAUUUUUGUUUGCCUUAAUGCUCUUUAUGUAAAUGAUUCUUUUCCAGAGCUGUACAGCUACACUGAAGAAAAUGAAUUUAAGUUUAAUCGAGAGGCAUUUGAGAAAACUCUGUUUUCACAAGGUAAGGCCAUGUUGGAAAAGGGUGUUUUGUUUGUAGUGCACUGAAGGCAAUGAUAAAGAACGUUGAACGGUUAGAUCCAGGAUUUGUUAAGACUCCUACACUCCUGUAUAAAAAAUCAACACUUUGUAGAAAAGACACCGUUUUCUUGGCAACUGGUUAAAUGUUACUGGUUCAACAUUGUUGAACAAAAUGGUUGAACAAGCUGAAUACAUUGUAGAUAUGUAGCGGUAACUCAUCCCUUUGUUUAAGUUAAUUUCGUAAAUGUUUUGAACCUUUAAGCCCCAAUAUCCACAUACAAAUUCUCCAAACUGAUCUCUAUACAUUUCCAUAAAGAAUAAGUUGAGAGAAUUUGAUAAAAGAUCAAAGUAUUUUCUCUUAGGUGAUUACUGUAUUAAUUCUCCUAACCUAUUCUCUUUAUUGUGUAGUGAUAUUGUUAUGAGGAAAUUGAUAUUGAUCACUUUUGGGACUUAAAUUGUGAAAGUGUUUGGGUCUUGCAUAGUCUGCUUCACAGCCGUUUUUGGUGUUGUCACGCAACGCUCCUCCCCACCAGGGUAGGAGCGUUGCGUGACGACACUAAAAACGGCUGUGUAGCAGACUAGGUCUUGCAUGUCUCUCAUCCAUGGUGCAAGCAACAUUCUUGGAAAGCUGCACCUGUGCGAUAGUCAUAUUAUGAUGGGAAUAUGUUAAUUGUGAAAUUGAAAUGACGAGCAAGUUAUUUUUCAACCUAAGCAGGACUGUCUUUGUGGAAAGAAUGAUGCAUCCUCGGAGACCCAGGGGCAGAAUAGUGGGGGCGAGGGAAAGUCUAAACGGGUGGAAAAAUAAGGCACAAAAGAAAAGUAAAGAAUGGCCAGAAGAGGCCCUGGGGACAAUGUCUUACCAGACCAGUUCCAAACGGUCGCCGCCAUUCUGGCUUCUGAUUGGUGCCAGAAAAACACAAGUUUUUUGGCACCAAUCAGAAGACAUUGUCCCCAGGGGCUCUUCUGGCUGUUCUUUACUUUUCUUCGUGCCUUAUUUUUCCACCCGUUUAGACUUUCCCUCGCCCCCACUAUCUGCCCCUGGGUCUCCAAGGAUGAGAAUGAUGCUUUGUUACAAAUAGUUAUGGUGAAUUCUGGGACUCAUCUCAUGAAGAACUGUGACUCCCAGUGUAGAACCAAUGAGUCGCAGUUAAAAAAAAAAAAUACUUGGGUCUUUAAGUAGCCAGCAGACAGUUAAUCAAAAUUCAAAAGCAAAACUCUUUCUUAAAGUUUACUGAAAUUAAAAUAUGCAAAUGUAGUCCUUCUGUUUAAAUCACAAAGAAGAUUAAAAUAAAUGUAGCGGCUCUCCUAACCCUAAAAGACAAUUGGUUCGAUACCCUAACUGUAAACAAUGGGAAAUAAUGAUAAACAAUGAGGUGUUAUUGUUUUUUUUGACCAUUGAGGAAACACCUUACAAGCAGCUCCUACAUUACUGAAAUAAAUGGUGAUUGUUAACAAACCAUAAGUUAUUUUGCGUUUUUGGGGAUUUCUUGUGUGUCAGGUAGGCAGGAUGCAGAGGUUACAAAAUCACUGCUGUUCAUCCUGAGUACAGCUCUUAACUCACAGUCUCAGGCCAUAGUUAAUAUGAUACCUCAGGUUAAGUUUUUUUACAUGUCUGAACCCCCCACUUAGUAAAUAACUUUUAUACUGUAUAAAUAUUUUCAAUUAGGUUAUGAAAAAUGGAUCACAAUGAAGAAAAACGAGAAGAAAAAGUUUUUGUUUCUCAUUAUGGAGAAAUGUGAAGCAGUAGACCCUGAGGUCAGACUUAAAGCAGCAAGAGUAUUACUUUAUCUCGUACAAGGUACGUUAAUAAUUAUUUAAAGUUUACAUAUCUUUAAUUUAUCCACCUACAGAUGUACUAUAAUAAAUAAACCUUCUGCACUCAAGUGCAAUCUAGGAAAAGGUGUUAGCCAGCACUUUUUAGCAUAGCCUGCGUUGCAGACAUCAUGUCCUGGUCAUAAAAUGAAUAUGGCAGAAAAUACAUGUCAUGAUGGUCAAUGUCAUUGUAAAGUAAUAUAACGUAGCAAAAAGGACUGAAACUUCUAUGCUUAUUGCAGUCUACCAAGAAUCCUUUCCCUCACUUUUCAAUUUUACAAAAUGCUGUUACAGUUAAUAAAAGUGAAAAAAUAAACAAGGUUUCACUACGUUGGUUAAAAAAAAAGACAAAAUUCGAGCUGGCCUGAAGCUGAAUCAAUGUCUAAAAAAAGUUUUGGAAAUACAGAAAAAGCCUACUAUAUAGAAAAGGAAAGUUAACUAAAAAAAAAGGAAGAGAAGAAAUGAAAGAGAAGCCUAAUCUUCUGACAGAUCUAGCCCCAUUAAAUUUAAAUCACCCUCAUAUUCGAAGUAAAUAAUAUCGUUUUUGUCUUCUUAGGAAAUUUUGGUGAAGUUAGCGAUGAGGAAGAACAGAGAGAAUGGGUAAUUAAGUUUGAAAUAUGAUUACUGAAAAUCGUCUAUUUGAUGAAAAAUGAGUAUUCAUCACCUUGUAAAUGUUUUUUUUUUUAAUUUGCAGUCUCAGUUGAAUGUCUUCUUCCUUUACAAAAAUGGUAUUAUGCCUCUCCUUAUUCAGCUUCUGAAUGUAGAAAUCGAGUAAGUGAUAGAGAUUUAUUAUCCUUUUCUAUUACUAUUAUUUUUCUAAUUAAAAAUAAUCAAGACUGGCAUACCAGUUUGGGUUCGAAGAAGAAAACGCAUUUGGUUUGAUCACAUUCAUUUAAGUUUAUCUGCAGUACACUCUUGGAAUCUUUGAAGCUAGACAACACUAUUAAGGAACAUGAUAGUAGUUUAAGGUGGUGGAUAGAGAAAACUGGACCAAAAUGACCUCAAGAAAAGUCAAAACUUACGCCUUUGGGUAUUUACGUUGGACGGUGUGGUCAGUUACUAAGGCAUGGUGCAACGAAAGGGAGUUUAACAGCUUGCCAUUCGGCCAAGCUGUAGCUAGCAUGUACUAGCCUAAAAUUCAUUUAGCACGAAAAACAAUUUUUGAUUAGUGGGUUUGAUUACAGUUGUUCUUUUGUGAUUUGAAUUGCCCGCGAAACGUCACUUUCCCAUCGGGCAACUUAAGAACAGAGCUCGCCUCAGUCCCGGGCUAUCGGACACUACUUUCUUUGUACGCUAUGAAGGCCACGUGCGAAAAUUCAGGUGGUUUAGACAAAGCAACAACAACAACAAGAACUGCUGCAGUGGCAGCAGUAGUAGUGAAAAGCAAAAAAAGCCCCAGCGGUCUUUAAUUUUGGGCUGUUUAUGCCGCCAGCCCUUCGUUAUUCCUAACAUGCAGUUGCAAGAUCUAUGAAGCAGACAUAAAGUGAGUAGCCAGCGUGGCUGAACGAGCGGUUGAAGGGCUGGGGCCCAUAUUUCAAGGCCAGCCCUGACCACAGUUUUCGAUUUUUUCUCGGUGGUCGAGAGUUCAAAUUCUCGGCCACGCUUGUAAACUAGGCAACUGGCUUGCCUCCUAUCAGUUGGGAUUCUUAACCAUGUUAUGUUCCUUUUGAAUUAUUUCUUUCCCCAUAAGGAUAGAGGAUAUGUAACAAAUAGAUUCCAUGUUGCCGUGCGUCUGUUCACUAAUAUGGAGUCUUUAAGAUCCGAUGACGGCGACAUGCAACGUGAGCAUCAAAAAGGCAAAUAGGUCUAAUUAGCCAAACAACUUUGCACGUGCAUCACGCUUUUUUGUACAUUUCUUUGCCGUCACUGCACGACUACUACGUGAAAAUGCCUAGUUUUACGUUUUACGGAGGACGUAAACAAGCAAGGACGAAAUUUUCCGGAAUUUGCUUUCUCUUUCCAAACUUGGAUAAGCUCUUGGAUAAGGCUCUAUGCGAAUUCUCCUGGAAUUCAACUCCAGGAGAGUUCGCAUACAUUUGACAAAGUGAACGAGCUAAAAUAAUCGAGAUUAAGUUUGAAAAAGUCCCAAUUAACCUUUUUCUCUCCUGCUGUCACCGUCCUCCAAGCAUCUUAAACCGCGUCCCAAAUAGAUCACAGAUGACGCCAAAAUGUAGUAAAAACAAACAAGUGCUACUUAGCAGACCCACGGCAACAUGGAACUAAUCUAUUCGUUUUAUAUGUUGAACAGAAAAGAAAAAGCGACAUACUUGCCUCGUACCGCUUGACCGUUCGAGGAUUUGUGCCAGUUUAGACAUUUUCCAAGUGAUAAACGCUGCUUUUCGUAUCUGCUUCUUUUUUCUUCUUUAUCUUACUUGUAUACACUCUCUACGAAAAGCUUUCCAACGACUGCUGUUGCUCAAAGCAGAAUAACUGCGAGAACAUUUUCAAAACUCUGAGUCUCUUGAGCGAUGCCACACGAUGUCAAUGUUUUGAAGAUUUCUUCCACUUUAGGCAUUUUCAAGUCGUCAAUAACUCUUUACCAGUCGGUUUCGCCGUUUUCUCCCUUGUGAACAGUGCGUACUAAACUUUUUUCGUGGCCUUUGCUUGCUUAAUUGGAAAUAAUCUCGCAAACAUUUUUAAACCACGCGCCACAUUGAGCAAAACAAAGUUAACAAGUUUCCUGUGACGUCAUCCUUGUGUUGUUCGACCAAUCAUAGCGCACGUAAUUUUCACCAAAUUAUAUGAUGGCGAAGAGAAGGGUGACGUCACAAAAAUUCAGAUGUGUGAUAUUAGGGGAUUGGUUGCAGUAUUCAGAGAGAACAAGAUGAAAAAUGAUCACUUGACCAAUUUGGUGGGGAGAUAUAAGUACUGGUUUGCUCUGUUGUUUCCAUACAAAUCCUUCUAAAAUUGGCUUGAUCGUAACGUUUACGCUACAGCCCUUAUUUAGAAGGAUUUAUAUAGCGUCAUCGGAGCAUAGCGCUGCUUAAAUCUCCUUACCAAUCUGUACCAACAAGCUGAUUUUUAGAAAGCGGACAUUUUUACAAAAGUUUCCGGGAAAUCCAGUCGGAAUGUAAAGGGGACGAGACUUUUUGGGUCGUUCCAGCAGGAAAUUUCCGGGAGCAACGGAACACCUGAAAAGGUAGUCCUUAUGUUUGUUUGUUUGUUUGUUUGUUUGUUUGCGUUUUUCAUUUCAUCAAAGCCGUCUUUGAUACCAGUUUCAGGCCUUCGCGGUCGUUUUUCGGUAAAUGGAAGUGAUUUGUACAAAUGGUAAAUGCGAUUCCUGGACGAAAUUCAUUUACCAGUGCUGAAUUUUACGUACCAUUUGCCCAAACUGUGGAUCAACUAGUUGGCCAUGUAAAUGGUAGACAACCUGAAUAUGCCAACCCAUCCCAUAAUUUAACCAAUUUAGUUUCUGUGACGUCAUCACCUCUCUUCUCUAUUGCAUGUAUUUAUGGUUAAUAGUGGUUUAUACAGGUAUUUAAGAUAGUCUAAUUCUUUUCCUUUCCAGGAAUUCUCAUGCAGCCUUAUCAGCUUUGCAGAAACCGACAGUGUCCACGGCGGACAGUGUAACACUCAGGUAUGAGGGGGAAUAUUUUACAUGACUCGUUUUUUAAAUAUUUACUUGGGAAGCUUUGCCUGGAAUAUGAAACUAUACACAAUGACUUCCUAAAGCUAAAAUGUUCCACAAGGUAAUUGUUUUUUUCAACCAUGGCCCAUUUUUGUGAAACAAUACUAAGAUUUGAUUAGAUUAAUUUAGAUUGGAUUAGAUUGAUAGUUUUCUUCGUCAGGGCAUAACUGCAUAGGAGAACUUAAGAUGAAGUGCGUACUAAUCUUGCGCAAGACUUCUUUCCCAAUGAUUUCAGCAAAACCAAAAAACACCCAUUAUGCUUGAUCUGUCGUUCCCUUAGACUAAACUGUGUAGGAUACUUUUCAUAUAAAAUUGCCCUUCUUCAUCACAACAACAGCAUUAGCAACUGCUUUCUUUAUGUCAGCCAGCAAUUGAAUGGUUAUCUGUAUUAAUGUUUUUUUUUUUUUUUAAUAACAUUUAUUUGGUUACAACACUUCUAAUGACAAUACUUACAUUUACAUGGAGGAAAAAUAAAAACAAGGUACAAGAGAUAAAGGAAAAAUACGAUGUUACAGCAUUUGCAACUAAUUAAGCUUAAAAAACAAUUUUACAAAAUUGACUACUGUAUUAAUGUUAUGUUUAUCCAUCUCUUCUUGAACAAGAGUAUACCUGAAUAUUAUCUACACGAUGAUCGAAACCAUGCGUUACGCUGACCCAGGUGACUGCGAGGAAAUGGCUCACGCUCAAGAGGCUUUCUUUACUGAGUUAAGUAAGUAGUUGUCCGUGUCACGUUCUCUGUCUAAGAACCAGGAUGGUCUAAGUCACAUAAAAAUCAAAGAUUCAGUUUUUUUAUUUCAUAAAAACAACUAUCACUGUACAGAAUUACUGUUAAAGAGGUUUUACUUGAAUGGUCACACCUUAGGGGUUUAUCCACGGACUCCCCAGAAAAAGGUACAACUGUUUUGUAAACCGCGAUAAACAGUACCAAAGGGAAGUAUUGCUCAGUGACUUUCAUUUGAAUGGUCACACUAAAGGUGUUCAUGUACAGACUCGAAAGUUAGAACCACCUUGUACAGCAUAAUAAACAGAACCACAGAGAAGUACUGCUAGCUUCUGUAGCUUUCAUCUGAAUGGUCACAGUAAAGGUUUUCUUCCACAGACUCAGGUUAGAACCACAUUGUACAGCAUAAUAAACAGUACCACAGGAAAGAACUGCUCAGUAGCUUUCAUCUGAAUGGUCACACUUCAAGAUUUCGUUCUAAGACUCAAAAAUUAACAACACCUUGCACAACAUAAUAAACAGUACCACAGGAAAGUACUGCUCAGUGGCUUUCAGUUGAAUGGUCACACUUGAUUAUUUCAUCCACAGACUCAAAUCUUAGAACCAGCUUGUACCGCAUACAUCAAGGUACUGUUUAUUAUGUUGUACAAGGUGGUUCUAACUUAUGAGUAUGCAAAUGAAAUCCUAAAGUGUCGCCAUUCAAGUGAAAGCUACCGAACAGUUUAGGAUUUCAAGUUCACACAUUCAUAAGUUGGAACUACCUUGUAGAGCAUUAUAAACAGUACCACAGUAAAAUAAUGCACAGUAGAUUCCUUUGAAUGGUAACAUCAUCGGAUUUUAUCGCUAGACUUAAAAUUUGGAAUCACAUUUAACAAAGUUUUAGUCACGCACUAAUGUAAGUUGUUUCUUAACAUGUUAGCUCAGCCAAUGGGAGGCGAUGAACUUUUGCCAAUCCUCUUGCUGGAAAUGGUGCUUAAAUUUUGUGCUGGCAACUGUCCACAUUUUCCAAUCAAAAAAUUCUUUUGCUGCUCUGGAAAACAAUUUUGGUAGGUCAAAUAAUAGUCGCAGUGCAGUAAUAUGUGUUUAGAGAAAAUAUAAAUACUCCCAACCCUUUGGUAAGACAAUUAGAUACAGUCAGAGGGACAAUGGACGGUUUCACUUGUUUCAUCGCUUAGUGAGCUCUCUCCACGAUGAAGAUAUGGGUACUAUAUUAUCCAUUCGCCAGUGCACAUAUAAAACGAUGAGUAACUUGUAUUCUGAGGAUAUAGACUACAUAUAAUAUAAUUAAUUUUUGCACCUUCAAGGUCCUAAUGUCUAAAAUUCACAAUUCACACUUUAAUAAUAGCGCUUCACACGUUACUUCACACUUUAAAACGAUUCAAUCGCAUAUCGUCGUGCUUUGUCGUGCAACGUUUUUGCAGGUUUCUCUGGGUGGAAUAGAAGAACUGGCAAAGAGAAAGGAAGAAGUCAGAGUAGCUUGUGGCUUGCCUGCGAGUUACGAGUUACAAUGCCCGCCGCAGCAACCCAUCGACAACGAGAGAAUUCCCGCCCCACACACCCCUCCCCCAGGAUCGGAUAGUGACAGCAAUGGUGAAAUAAUAUGGGACAGGAGCGAGGAGGAACCGCAAGAACAGCGUCACAGGCCGCCCAAACCACGGCCUAAAGUCAGGUAUUAGAGACCUUUAGAUUCGAAGACGAGAACGACCACGAGUACGAGAUUUCGCCUCUUCUCAAAAUAUUACCCUGGGUGCCAGAGGCUCCGGUUUUUCUCGCGGCUUCAACGCUCAUGUCUUUUCUUCACGAGUCGCCCUGCGUCGACUCAAAAUACGCAUAAAAAAACCUCCCCAGGGUAAAAAUGUAGACUUUUUGGAGAGAGGGCGGACGUCUCCUUUCUUCCGCCCUUUUUUCUCCGCUCAACACUUUACGCUGCGCACUGCCCUCCACUAUCAGCACACCUGGAAAAGGAUAACAUGUACAUACAUUGCUAAUGUCUUUUCUUUUUUUCGCAGACAAAAAGAUGUGGAUAUUUUUCUGGAUAAUACUAGGAACAAGUUCGUUGGUUUUCAGUUGAGAGGGUAAGUGCAUUAACUAAUUAAAGUAAAUGAAUAUAUAGGCUAGUAGUUGUAAUAAAGUAUUUGGUAGCCUGCGAGCAACUCUCCAUUUCGAGUGGCCAGCGGCGCCUCCCGCCCUCGCGUCUCCUUUCGGCUUUCGUGUACCUGGUCGCGCAUGUCUUGUCGCGUUAUCUCGCAAAUGGAGAGCUUGCUCGCUGGCUCAGGAUUAUGAGAAUCCCGACCCAGCAUUAUCACGCUUUAGUCAUAUGACUCGUGUUCACUGAUAAAUGAGAGCGAGGCCAUAUGGCUUCAUGAAAGCGAGAUCGAGUGGCGUCGAAACAGAGGAUACAAAUAAAAGCUAGCUGAUGACAAAGAACACCCAAGACAAGGUUAGGCUUGCCCGAACGUAGCAGAGGACCAAAUUCCGUAAAAUUCAGGUUUCUCCGUUAAUAAAUUCAGCCACUGUUACUUCUAACCCCGUGGAAACAUGUGGAAGGUUUGCUAAAAAUCUUGAAGGGCCGGCAGCUUGCCUUAAAAAUAAGUGCACCAAUAUAAGUUUUGGGUAUUUGAAUUUAUGAAUUUUUAAAGUGCAAAAAUGGAGUGGUCGCGUGCUAUUUGUAUUUGUUUUAAGAAGUUAUACACAUUGCAAUUGUAUUCAGUUCAACUCUUGAUUUCCUGAAAUAUGAGGAGACAUUUCAGUUCCCUCUUUUGGCCUGAAAACAUUUACUGUAAAUUAAAGCUUAUUGCAAGGAGCGGGAUGAGUGAAGGAACCAUAUAUUAUAUUUGUAGCUUCCCUUCGAAUUUCUCUCCCCGCCCCCUCUUCUCGCCUCUUUUUGUAAUACAGGUGCGGUUCACUCGAUGUCACUGUGACUCAAAUCGACUGAGAAGUUCAGAAAUUGUUGUCACCGAGCGGGUUACAAUGUUUUAAAGUAGUGAAUAAAGACAAUAAACAACAACGGCCAGCAGAUCCUCACAGCAAGACGACAAAAAACUGAUCUGAUUCUAAUCAUUUUUAGAGAUCUAACUAUUGAAGUGAACUUAUUGCCUUAUAGUAGUGGUUUUGUUGUUCCGUUGUAAAGUAAUGUCGUUUGUCUUGAUAAAACGAAGUCUUAAUAGUCUUGGAAAUCAUGCCUGUGGUCCAGACAUUAAAUUUAUAAUAUUCGUGCGUCCUUGCCAUUUCCUACACAACAACGUGACAUUUUUUAUGUUUAUUGUUUGGAUAAGCCGAUUUUAGAAUAAUCGAGUAGCUUUUGUUCCAUCUAUUCAUUCACUGUAAGACAUGCUGUUCUUGUCGCUAUUUGCUUCCAUCUUUCUAUUUAAUUCCUUGGCAGACCAACAGCCAUAUGACUCUUGGCAGACAAGCCAAAUAUGCUUGUGGUUGUCCCGACCUUGGACGUUUCGCUUAGAAAAAGAAGAAAAAUCUUUUAUUAAACGAAGAGGUUCGGUGUGGAGACCGGAACCACUUGUACUGAUUCGGCUAUACAAGAUAAAGUUGCUGAAAGGAUUCUUUUUAAUGACCUGGCAAAAUUUUUUUAAAUUUUAUUUAAUUAACUCGAAAGUUACAUAGGUUAAAACCACCUUGUACAGUCAGCGUAAUAAAUAGUAUAGCAGAAAAAUACUGCUAGGUUGCUUUCUUUUGAAUAGUUACACCCUAGGAUUUCAUCCACUCGGCCACAAGUUAGAAACACCUCGUAUAGCAGAAUAAACAGUACCACAGGAAAGUAUUGCUUAGUAGCUUUCACUUGAAUAGUCACUCUAGGAUUUCAUCCACAGACUCAAAAGUUAGAACCACCUUGCGCAGCUUAGUAAACAGUACCAAAGGAAAGUGCUGCUCAGGAGCUUUUAAAUUUCAAUGGUUGCACUUUAGGAUUUCGUGCACAAACGUAAAAGUUAGAGCCAUGUUACAUAGCAUAAACAGCGCCAGUCAGAGUAAAACUUGUUCUGGUUUUACGCACGGUGGGUGAGCUGAAGUAGUUGUCUUGUAAGAGAAUAUCACGUGAAUAAAAACGCAAGUGCGAGGUUUCAUGGGGACUCUGUAAAGUGCGGAUCCGGACGGCGGAUCCGGACGGCGGAUGCGGACGGCGGACGGCGGACGGCGGACGGCGGACAAUAAUAAUUUUAAAAAAUAAAAAUAAAUAAAAUAGACGUAAAUAAUAAAUAAUGAGAAAAAAAAAGACUGAAUAAUGACGAUGUAAAUUUUGUAAACUUUAGAGAAAUAAGAAAUUUCACUAGCAACCCGGAGUGCUCUUGAUGAAAAAACUGUUGGUGUUCGUCAUUUUCGGACUAAACUUCUUUAAACCUCUUCAAAUUCCAUUUAAAUUCAGCUAUCUAUUUAUUUUAGUUAUUCUUUAGAGGAAUGACUUAAAGGGGCUAUGUCCCUGAAUAAACAGGGUCAGUAAAACUAUCUUUAUUUAUUUCCUACUUAGAGCCCCCAAGCGGGAAUCUAUAAUAUUGCAUUACGUGAUAUAAUGUUUAAUAAUUUUACCAUACGUAUUUAUCUUUGAAAUUAGUGUGCACGUUCGCUUGUGAAGAUUUCAUUCGCUGAGUUGAAAUUUAAUGCUCUGAUUAAACCACAACGAACACAAUGCAACAGUAAAAACGAAGACUAAAAAUCGAUCAAAAAAGAGAUCAAAAGUUUUUCAGGAGGUUGUAGCUUUUAUUUGAAUCAGGUUACUUAGGAUUUAAGUCAUUGACAAGAGGAUUUUUUACUGAUCGUACAUUUCUUUGCAUUUCAUAAUUUGAAUGAAUCGCUAAAACAGUAACGUGAAGCAUCAAGGUCACCCAAUGACUGUUUCCUGAAAAUGUUUAUGAGAAAGAGAAUCCAAACAUUGUCUAGGAAUUUCUAAGGUUAUGUCUUCACUUUACGGAUAGCUCUUCAAAGGCACGAAAACCCUACCAGAUACGGGCUUUUGAUCACACAUAAAAACGUUUAUUUCGGAGCGGUUUCUCUGACGGAGUGAAGCGAGGCAGCGCCGCGCCAAUCUUAAAAGUGGAUCGUCGCAUAUCGGAUAAGUUCAGUUUGUGCCACUCUUCGCGGCAGUCGGUGUUAGCAGGUGUUGUUCAUGCCAAGCCGCGGUAUUUUUCAUGUCGACUUGUUAAGCUUUCCAGUUUAAAUAGUGUAGACAAAGCUUAAUAAAGGUGAGAAAAUUCUAGUUGAUUGUUCCAUGCAUGUGCCAGGGGCACCCAACGACAAUUUUCGGAAAAAUAUUUUCGUGACGAUUUGAAUCUAGAUUUUCGGAACAUUUUUGUAAAAUUUUUGCUUGUCUCCUGAUUUUCGAACAUCUAAAAUAUGAACUUGCCUAUUUUUAACGGAUUUUUACCCUAAAAAGGUCACCUGAAUUUUCAGUUUUGUCUGGCUGAAAUUUUCGAAAAGGGCUUUUGAACCCCGGAUCACUAGACAAUACUACGAAAUCUAAAAUAAAAAUUUUUAGAAAUGAAAAUAUGCCUAUACCACGGAUUACCAAAAUACGUUUAAAAUGGUUUUAGCGUUUUGAACCUUGUCCUCAGUCGAAGUUCGCAAGAAAGAUGAGUUUUUAUAUUUUAAUUCCUAAUUUGAUAACUAAAUACAUUGACAUUCGAUGUGCAGGUUUCUGUUAGUCAGAAAGGUCCCCUUAAAUGUUCGGUCCUAAAAUAACUGAUAAAAUGUGGCCGUCGAAACGCAAGACAUAGUAUAUUCACUCAGAAAACCUGCAUUCUCAUGUUUUUGUUAGUAAACCUUUUUCGGUCUUGAUAAAAGUUUCAGAAAACUUUAAACCUUUGAAUAAUUUUAGAAGGCAUGAGUAACCCUAGAUAUGUCUAGGUAUAGGAAGAACCGUUAAAAAUUUAUCGCGGCGAUUAGAAUGCACUUGCAGACAAAUUUUAAAAUGUUUUACUAGGAGUAAUGGGAGCUUAGGACAGUGCGUUCGAUGUUUUUGUUAGGCUUACAAGUAGCAGUUGAGGUGGAAGAGUGGAUUGUCGCUGUUUAGCCGUGAACACAUUAAACAGUAUCAUUGAGAAUAUAUUUAAAAGUCUCGCUGAAAGAUCUCAUCCACAGAACUAACAAAAGUUAACUUCGUCUGGCGAUUUCUAAGUGCAGGAAACGGUAACACCUUCUGAAAUUCUCAGGUCAAAACUUCCUUUUUGUGCGGUUUGUGACCCAAUCCUUCCUAUUAAGUAGGUAUUAAUAACAACCGAGUAUUAUCUCGAAUUGCACUUUGAAGUGGCAAAUUAAUCAAAAGUGCGUACGUGCCGCACGUUUGUAGUGCAAUUCAAGUUGGCCUCUGUCCAACUUAAAUCCAACACACGGAAUGAGUUAUUCAGUAAAAUACCUUGAAAUCGGAAAUCUGAAGUUUUACGACUGUUCAGUAACACGUCGUAUGUUUUCUUUGGCUUAAUGUUCUUUUAUGAAUGUUUUGAUUUCACUGUGAACUUGUUUUAUAAGCCAAUUUUAAUCUGCACUUUUUAUACCCCAUACCCAGAUGCAGUAUCAGGGCAGGCCAACAGGUGUUCAUUGUGCUGUUUUUUGCUAGGAAUCGGAUGUUUGUCUUAGAUCAACUUGCUUUUCAUAGACGCCGUUUCACAACCAAAUUUAGCCCAGCCCGUUCAAGAAUUCGCAAACAAAUUUGACGACUAUAACGCGCUGACAAUUUCCUUGAUGAAGCGAAGUCACUCGUUUCAGUCGUUUUCGUGCAUUCGAAGCGAACGAAGUUUCCUUUAACGUACACAAAGGAGACCGACAGCUCAGCUGUUACCUUUCUUGCCAACAUUUUAAAGUAUGUAUCCACAGAGGCAAUUGGGGUCAAUAAAACGGAACUUUCUGAGUCAAAUCUAGACAAUCUAGAACAUUGUUUAUACCCCUUGCUAAACUGCAUUAACAGGAUAAAGCAGUCUAGCUACUUGUCAAAGCCUCUUUCGACUCUUCGUUUUUUUUUAUUAUUUAUUUUUAGCUGUGAUUUGGCACCUAUUAUUGUCACGUUAUUUUAUUAAUACUUGUAAUUGACCUAAAUAAUGCUCUUUUUCAUAAUUACCCGAGACAAAGAAUUUAAGAUCAUCAAAAGUGUUUUUUCUUCGUUUGUCAAUGUACGGCCAACUUUCCCGCGAUCUAAGAAAAUGAAAUAACAAGGUCCACGUCUUUCGAGGAAUCUAAGAACAGAUAAAUAAAGUAGCCCAACAAGCUAAAAACUGUCUAAAAAAAUGUGUUACAUAACCACUCAAUCACAAGGUGUCAAAAAUGUUAUUUAGAACGUAAACUGCGAGAAAUCUCGUCUCAAGCUUUUUUUUACGUUCGUUUUAUGCGACCAAAGAAAAAAUGAAAUUACGUAUUACACUUUAGGGCCGCAAAUUAUGUCUUAAAUAGAAAUCGAGCACUUGUUCAACCUUAACAACUUGUUUCAAAUAACAGUCUUGCUGCACUGAUUUUUCCAUUGGAUCAGAACAGUGAAAUAGAAUCGCGAAACGUUAGUCUUCAUUGAUCACCACCGCACGUGUAUUGGUGUUUGUGUAGAAGAGACAUGCGAGAGAAUGAACGCGUGCAUUUUGAGCAGCAGUAUUUCUUUACUGCAGAGUGCGUUUGCAAAUGCGCUCGCAGAUUUGAACGAUCGGCAAACGCGCGUUGACAUUUAGGGCACUGAUAAGGCUUUUCCCCCGUGUGCGUGCGAAUGUGGCCUUGUAAUAACCACGGACGGCUGAAAGCUUUCCCACAGACUGUGCACUUACACGGCAGAGUGUGCGUGCGUAUGUGCAUCUUAAGCGCUCCGAGGGAAACAUACGUCUUGUCGCAGUGUUUGCAUGCAAACUCCUUUCGACGGUGAUGGUGCUUGCGGAACGACGCAACUGUCGCGAAACUUCUUUGGCAUUCAUCGCACGUGUGCUUUUUUACCGCGCGCGAAUUCUUCGGGAAAUCUGUUGACUGUUGAUUUUCUUCCAUUACUUUUUUCCCACUGCAAUCUCCCGGUUUUUCUUCGUGUGUCAACAACAACCUUUCAUCUUGGUUCAGGUUCGGUGCACACUGCAACUGCUGUACGCGAGGUUGGAAAUUAUACGAUGUGGUUAUUUCUGCUGGAUAAAUCAGUGGCGUUCUGAAACCGUUCCAACUCCGCACUGUCGAAUUUUCUUGAGUUUGCACGGAAUCAGUGAUAGUUUCACCUCGGAGGUCAAGUAGGCGACCUGAUGGUUUUAAAGCAAGAUCGCGAGUUAACCAUGUGCUUCUACUGUCAAAUAAUAUCGCAACACCGGAAAACUGUGAAGUUAUUGAGCGCUUACAAUUUCAUUUUGAAGCAGUAAAAGCAGGGCAGAACUAUCUCAUUUUAAAUUGAGAUGUGUAAGAAAUGAAUUUCUGUGAAAGUUUCAAGGAAAAACGCGAAGAAAAGCGAACAGAGUUUUUUUGGCAUGAUUACACUUGUUACCUACAUGGAAUGAUCGGGCGCUGGCCUUUCUAGUUAAUGACAAGUGCACAAAAUGAAACUAGAUCGUACCUUUCGGCUUCGCUUCAUAAAAAGCGUCUUUGGUAGAUUUCUCUUGCCUCUUCUUGAUCAAGAAAGAUCGAGGCAUCGUUGGUUCUGUGUUGAGUACAGUAAUCUUAAAUCACUGCCAAACAGCUCGCUCCAGCUAAACGGAAAGCAAAUCUCUGCGCGUGUCACCUCAGAUUUGCGGAUAUUUUUUUUGCCAGAUAGUGUUAAAUCGGUGACGUCAUGUAAUCGGUUAAUAAUUUGUUCUUUUGUGUCUUUUGCAUGCACGCUUCCAGGCAAGCUGUCAGAAGAACAAUACACCAUUAGUGAUCUGGCUGUGGCAAAUCGAAGAUGGCGGGGGACGGGGGGGGAGUUCUUCCAUCAAUUUAGGACUGCCGUGCCGCGAAAGUUCUAAAUAAUAUUUGAGGGAAAUAAAAUAGAGAAUUUACGUCAUUUUUAUUGCCCCGAAACGAGUAACAAUAAUACCCGAUUUUGAGGGAAACUGGCAACGCCAGUUCGCAAGUUGUCAAUAGGUCGUUUUUAAAUCUUUUUUCUAAGUGGACUUUAUAUAAACGUCAGUGAAACUUAGCCGGUUCCAGGCUCUUAAAAUUCUAGAACAAAUCCUAUUUAAAUCGUUUUGUUAGAACGGUUACUCUUGUCCAGGUUUUUAGAAGCGGCGUAGGUUGUAUUUAUCAACCAAAUAUCAAAAUACUGUACCAUAAAAGAUACCGUGACCGGCCGCUUCGGACACGACAGGCCCUGUCUCACUGAAUCUCACCCCCCGGCGCAGGUCUCAGUUCUCGAAUGUGAAAGAUCGUUUGAGGAAUUUCUGUGGCAGGUGGGCUGUGAUGCAGACCAAUGCAAAGGCUAAGUUCGUUAUUAACAGGAAGUGACUUCUCUCGAUCUCUCCAAGCCGUGGUCAGGGUAAUCUUGAACGGAAUUUGUUUUGAUUUUGCCUGGAGAUUCGUGUUUAGUAUCAACAGGUGUUGAUCACGCAGAAAACUAUGUGAAAGAAAAGUUCAGGUUUUUAAACGCGGGUGGGAGCUCUAAAGCUCUUAACAUUACUAAAAUCACAAACUUGUCUAAAUGUUUGUUUGUUUGACCCUACAAAAAAUCCUUGAAUUACUGCUAAACCACUGCAGGAAAUUACUACGCGGUAAUGUUAUUUUCAUUGAUCAUACUCUACGAUUUUCACAGAUUGAAAGCUUGGAACCGACGUGUAAAGUAGAAUAAAAUGUAUUACAGCCAAACGUUGCCUUCUUUCCACGGUUGCACUUAAGACUUUAAUUCAGAGAUAUAGUAUAUAUUUGAAACUAUUCGUUACUGUAUACAAAGCCCGUGAACAUUACCUUGAAAACGUUCUACCCAGCUCUUAUUUUCAAGAUUACCUUUGGUUUUUGACUGAUCGCGGCGAUGGACUCAAAAAAUUAGCAGAUUGCGUUGCACUUCUCAUCAUAACAGAGCAGGAAAAUCCUGCUCACAGCCUUGAUUAAUUUUGUUUUUGAAAAAGCUGACACUAAAGAAUGUUUUCAACUUGAUUCAUUUUCUGCAAAAACAAAACUCACCUGCACAGGAAAUUAGUACAGAUUGAUAGCUUUCAUUUGGAUAGUACAAUUACAGAUGGCAUUUCCUUAAGUAAUACUAAGAUUAAUGGACAUUAAAGAAUAGUAAAUUGUUAUCAUCAUAAUCUGAAACUGACUGUCAGAGAGAUUUUCCCUAUUAAAUAAAGGUUUGUUAUUUGUUAGGCUUUAUGUGCAAAGACAAAGCGACAUUGUAUUUUGCAUGUACAAGGAUUUGUGUUGUUGAAAGGGCGUGUGAUUUUUGUUAACUGAGGUUAUGAAAACACAUAAUCUGUAUAUUUCUAGUUUUGAUAUGAUUCUACUCUGAUUUCUAAAGUCUGUUUAAUCACCAUUAUUCGUACCCACCCUCGCGAUUACAUUACAUGAUCCGGUAGAAACAGGUUUUCGCAAAUUCCUUAACCAGAAAAUCGCUGAUCAUUGCACUUUGUGACACUUGUUCUUGAAAGACGUGAUAAUAUUUCCUUUACCUGUUUAUACAUAUAACGCUGAAACGUUCCAUACCAUGUCAACAAGAACCAUAACAGUAAAUAAUUAAGGAAAAAUCUCCUGUCGAAGGGUGUAAAAGCACUCAGUUCUGUCCGUACGGCCGUUGACAUGUUUAUUUAGUGACCUUUUUUUUUCCAUUUUAGCAUUGCACGAAGCGGGCUUUUUGUUUCAAUACUUCAAAUGAGGGGGAUAUUGAACUAAACAAGCGCCAUAUCACACGUUUUAUGUUCUUUAUUCCACCUUUAAAAAACUCAAGCAUUUUUAUUCAGUGGAAAUGGAAAUGCGAAUGCAAUUUUCCCCGUGUUUUUUACAUCUGACCUGACUUUUUUAAAAUCAAUACCCAUUUUUCGUCCCGUGAUACUUCACUAGAAAACCUCUUUCAGCUCUCUUAACUUUCUUUGAUUUGUCAAAGUUAGUAAACGCGAAAGAAAAGCUAAGAGAAAAAAAAGAAUGAGAAAAAAAGAGAGAGGACUUGAGAGAGAAGAGGCCACUUUAUCCCAGUCCUCACCACGCCGUGUUUUAGCUCUCACAAUCACAAGCAACUACGACGACGACCACAACGACGACUUCAAAAAACAAUAGGUUUAAUGAUCAAAACAACAGCUCUGCACGUGCUUCACGCUUUUUAGUACAUUUCUUUGACGUCCACUGCACGACUACGACAUGAAACCUCCUAAUUUGCCGUUUUAUGGAGGACGUGGACAUAUGACGAAGAAUUUUCCUUCCUCUUUUUGAACCUGAAUAAAAUUCUUAAGAAUUCAACUCCAGGAAAAGUCGCCUGCGUUUGACAUUUUAGCGGGUCCAAAUAGACGCGAUUAAGUUUGAAAGAACGCAAAUUCAUUUUUUUACCGACGUUUUCUCUGCGGUCGUCGUGGUCCUUGCUUAAGGUCUCUAAUGAGUCUGCAAAACAGAUGGUACUUUUCGCUCUUUUGAGGAGAGCGAAGGCAAGCGCAAAGAUAAGUUACAAAAGGGCAUCUUUAUUCUCCAGUUUAUGCCAAAGAUGGAUGUAAUGUCUUCUGUCUGACGCUUAUAGAUCGAGAGAAGUCACGUAAUGGUCUGCGUCUUGGAAAAAUUCUCUUUUCAAAAAUGUUUUCUGUCUAUACUAAACCGCAAAGCUGACUUAUUCAGAUUUACUCACAUUUUCAAAAUUUUCACCCUCCCCCCCAGGACCUCUCCACCCCUCCCCACCACAGUUUAUAUAAGCUAUUUUGAGGCUAAACGUGACACUGGGUCACGGCAGUGUCGAAAUGCAUCAUGGGACUGUUUGGGGACGCUUGGCUAUUACGAGGUUGCGCAGAGAACUGGUCAAAAUUCGCCCACUCCCCCCUCCAAAAAAAAAAAACAAACAGUCCCAUAGUGCAGUUCGACCCAACACAUAGCCAUUCUCCUAUCCAACCUCCAGAUGGGCAAUAAGCCAUUUGCGAGUUCCAAAACCCUCGCUUUUUAAACGAGGCUAAGUGCAAAUUAAACCUUUCUUGAGAUAGUACGUUUCAUUGGCGUGGGAAUAAGAAAUCAUUUUCAUAUCAUUAGCUUUUCACUUAUGUCGCUUUGAAACAGAGGCCUGGGGCAACUCGGAAGUUGCCUAUUUUGUUUCGCAGCCGAAUAGAAUGUUCUUCAGUAUUGUAUACAAUAAGUGGACUAAGUAACUUUAACGAAAAGUAAUGUUCCAGAAAUAUAUUUUAUUGUUUGCAGCGACUCUCACACAAUCGCGGGUCUUCCUGGGCCCAUACACGAAGGACUUUCAAUUCUCAAAAAGGUAAUUACGCUCGCACUGUUUUUUGUGUUUCCAUUUUCAGUGCAAAAGUGACUGCUUUGACAGGAAAAAAAGAUGUUAGAUAGGUUUUUUUAUUAUUUAUUUCAUGUAAAAUAUGGACUAUUUCGUAACAGUUCUUUACCAACAAGUGCAAAAUAAAAAAUAAAACAAAGAGAAGCAACUGAAGAUAAUUUAUGGUUUGACUGUGAUCGCGGAGCAACUGAGAAAAACCUUCGACCAGCAUAAGGCUUGAUAUUAUAAGAAUGAUAUUUUCUCCACAGCAUAUGUAUGUCUCACUUUCUGAGAUUCAGAUCAAAGACGAAGAGGAGGCCUCCAACAGGCCUUUCACUAAGGUAUUUAAUUCGCGAAAAAUCGCAAAAUUUUAUGGUGUAAAAUUAUGAUUGCCGAAAUACUUUACGAAAGUACUGCUGAGGCCUCAAUUAAACGAUCAGGCCUUGUUGAGAAUGGUGACGCAAUAAAUGGCCUUUAUAUUUUUGUUUGACCGACGGAUGGUAGGAGGCCCGGUGGGGUACUCCUUAUAAUGGCCCAGACGGGAAGGCUCCGUCCGAAUAGGGUGCCUUUUUGAGGCUUUAGUUAGAUGAAAGGAUGGGGAAUUUCACUAUUGUUAAAGUACAGGAAAGGUUAGGGACAUCUAUCAUUUCAGUCUGGAAAAAGCCCAAAGAACUAACAGAAGAAUGUUAUGGCUGUGAAGAAGUAGAGAAAACGUUCCGGUUUUGUGGUUUAUUCAUAUUUAUUAAAAACUGAAUCAUUGGAUAAUGCAAUUCUAGAGCUCUCAUUGGCUUAGCCAUCAUGGUAUAUGAGCCAUUAUACCAUCCUCUCCAAAUAUGGUAACUGUACGCGUCUGCUCAAAAUUAAAAACAAGCUGAAACGCGAUUGUUUUAAAAAAUAAAGUCGGGAGAACUCUCGAUAUUUCGUUGCCAUCUACCAUCUGAUAUCCAACGCGCACUCGUGGAAUAAUUGUUAAUUAUAAGACAGUGCAUUUACAGUAGUUAAUAGGGAUGCGUAGGUUUAUACUUGGUAUUUGAAAGGGUACCAUUUGUCAAUAAAAGGUAUACGACAGGGGCUCUUUUUCUGUCAAAAAUGGUACAUAAAAGGGUACAGGGUUGGACCUCGGGGCGGAGCCUCACCAUAUAAAACCCUGUUGAGUACCCGCCCCGGGAGUAAAAGCUCUAAAGAGCUGAACUCGGGACAUGUUUUCCUAUAUAAACGGGCGUUAGGUAUUGUGAGAGAAAGAUGAUUUUAUAUUGCUAGUCAAACUGCUGUGACACGUUAGUUUGGCAUUCUUUACAGGGAAAAAUCGACGUUCCUUUAAAUUCUGUGGAACAGUUGUACGAAGCAAUGCUACCUAAUUUACCUCAAUACAUGGUGAGUAGUGUAAGCAGGUUCUAAAAAUUCCACUCAUCCAUCUAUGGGAAAGUCUGUUCUCGCAUGUUUCAUAUCCACGUAGAGAGAUAGAGAGAGUCCCGUCCGUCUGAAGCUAGGAAACGAGCGGCUGAAAACUGUUCAAAACAACUCCUGUGGAUUAAACUGCCAUGAAAUCCUCGAACUUCGUUUUGUGUAAAUAAAGCCCACAGGAAUCUACAACUGCGACAGCAACGGGAACGUCUAGAAUACAAUAGAUUUAGUAGGCGAAGUUGGGUUGAACGCCAGAAGACAAGAUUUGUGUGGUCCCGAAAUCCAGCUUUACACAGCAGUAAGAUUCACAGAUUUUUAUUUUUCUUUCAGAUCGCCCUGCUUAAGAUUCUUCUCGCUGCUGCCCCUACUGCUAAAGCUAAAACUGAGUCUAUAAACAUACUGGCAGAUGUGCUGCCUGAGGAUAUGCCGUGAGUUGAUUUUGUCAAAACAUUUGUCUUAGAUUCAUUAAUACGAACUGAGGUAUUCAGCAAAAUAAACAGUACCACAGGAAAGUACUGCUCAGUAGCUUUCAUCUGAAUGGUCACACUUUAGGAUUACAUCCACAGACUCAAAAGUUAGAUCCACCCUGUACAGCAUAAUAAACAGUACCACAGGAAAGUACUGCUCAGUAGCUUUCAUUUGAAUGGUCACACUUUAGCCAUCCACAGCUCAAAAGAAACCAGGCUAAUAAACAGUACCACAGGAAAGGACUGCUCAGGCGAAAACGAAAAUCCACAGACUCAAAAGUGAGUACCACAGAAAGUACUGCUCAGCUCUGAAUGGUCACUCUUAGCCUACGAACAGGCUCUCAAGUGGAGUGGGGCGAAAACGAAAAUCAGUGAGCGAAGUGAGCUGAGCGUCGCCGAUUUUCGUUUCCGCCCCACUCCAUUUUGGAGCCUGUUCGCAGGCUAGGUCACACUUUGGAAUUUCAUCCGUAGAGUCGAAAGCCAGAACCACCUAAUCACUGGACAGUACAAAAUCUUUUUUUUUUCUUUUACUGGUCAAACUUAAAAAAAAAUUAUCCGGCACAGAUUCGACAGGUAGAAACCACGUUUUUAAUAUAUAAUAAUAAACAGUUCCAUAGGAUCUAAAAUACUGUCCUGUAGCUUCUUUACGCCGUCUUUCCCAACUCCUUCACCCUCCCCUACCACAACCCCUUCUCCCUCCCGUCCCACUGUGUUAUCUCAUUUCAUUAGAUAUCUUUUUUACUCUUUAGUUCAUCUGUUCUUCAUUCCAUGAGAUUAGGAAUUGAUGUUAAUAGACACAAGGUAGGUUAAAAAUUGAUUCCAUAUAUUUUUAGCCUCUGGUUAAAUCCAUCUGCGAUGCACCGCCGAAGCCCUUUUUCUGUGUCCCAGGAUUUGAGUACUCGCCAAGAUUGGCCUGGUAAAAAAAGCCAUGGUUGAUUUGUCACAGUUAGAGGAAAAUUAGAAACGUAUUUCCGGUAAUUCAUUGCAGUUCGUUGGAUGCCUAGAACAAGGAUCUCGGCGCUGAUUUGUAGACGUUUCUAAUAGUCUUUAACUGUUUCCAAUUUUCUUUUAACGCUAGCUUUUUCAACAAACAAAAAAACCUGCAGGCAUCUAUGUAACUGUUUCUUCCUUCUUGUUGUCUUUCUGUUUGAAGGAGAUCAUAGUGAAAGCCAUUUCAGGAGUGCUGUUUCUUUUGUUAAAACACUUUAAGCUGAAUCAUAUAUAUCAGGUAAGGUCAACAUUGACUGCCCAAAAAAUUUAAAUCCUUUCAGUGGUUGGUAAACGUCGUAAGAUAAUGGCCGCGACUCGGAAGUCCGCGGGAAAUAAGCAGGUAGCCGAAAACAAAGCUUCGUAGACAUCUGUGAAAUGCCUAAAAAUAGGAAGCUCUAGGAAGCAUCAUUUGAUGGAGAAGAGUUGAAAAGAGUUUAAUUUAUUUUAUAGUGAUUUCCUAAAUGCAGUUUACUAACACCAAAAUCCAACUUUCGAUGCUGGUGGAAAUUUGCCUUUUAUCUUCACUUAUACCAGUCCUUAUUAGUGUAUUUACUUGUACGCUUUUAAAUGUUGCCAGGCUUCUUCUAUUCACUACGAAAUGCAAUUUUGAGAACUUUACAACUGUCUCUGGUCAGUCAAUGAAAGAUAAAUACCCUUUAGUAGACAGUUAAUUAACCCAAACUAUAACAACCGCACAACGAAGGUGUUAUGUUUGCGUUAUACGGGCGAACUAGUCUUGUAGAGCUGGACUGAAUUCUUAGUUGUUAUCGGAAUAUAUACUUUAAACAAGACUUCUUUCGGCUUCGGUUUUAUAUUUUUAAUACUAAAAAAAUUCUUCUUCUCGAAUUCUAGGUUGCCACUUGCCCAAUUGAGUACUUUAAAAGCACUUUACGGCGAAAAAAGAGGAAAAUCUUCGUGCAAAGCGUGCAAUGCGUAUACAAAUAAGCAUAUGGUUGACAGUCUUUUUUGGUACCUAACAUUAUUGUCUCGUUUCUGUCUCUAGUUUGAAUUUAUGAGCCAGCAUCUUGUGUUCGCCAACUGCAUUCCUCUAAUCCUGAAGUUCCUAAAUCAGAACAUCUCCGCGUUCAUUGCGGCCAAAAACACGUAAGUUACAACUUGUUUUUUUAAACCGAACUGAAUUUAAUUGUCGUGCUUUGUUCAGUACUGGAUGCAACACUCGCUUUUACUUCUCAGCCAAUUACAAUGACAACCAAAACAAAUUGUUUUCCCCCGCAUGUUUUCCCGCCCUUUUCGUCCGCCGUACGCUCUUUCUUUAAGAUGAUUGGUUAAUUUAAUUGCCUUCGUCCGAUGAUUGGCCAGAAUUAUCGCUGCUUCCUCCGCCAAUCAGAAACAAAAAGCACCAUGCUGGCUUUUUUUCCCGCCUUUUGCGUGUACGUUGCUUUCAUUUUUAAUUCGUCUGUUAUGAUUGACCGAAGUGGCUUUUCCUGACUUUUGUGCUGUCUCCCAAUAAGCGCCGCCCUUAAUUAAGCGAUUAAACACUUCUUGCACCGGGUACUACGGGUAACAGGACUUUGCUUAAGACUUAUGGAAGAGUUUGAGGUCAUUUUCUGUUUUUGCUUGAUUUAGCAUUCCACAGCUCGAUUUUCCAGCCUGUAUCUUGGGUGACCCCUUGGAAUUAACCGCCGAGAGUCUGGUAAGUCGAGGCUGAUUUAACUUCCAUUUUUACUAAAUAUUGUCGCGCUCCUAGAGCUUACGAUGAACAGAAAAAAAGACCACAAGUCCUUAUAGCAUUCUGGUAGUUGUGGUAAAAUGAUGCCAACUUGAAAAUGGCCGGUAAACUACUUUAACUUGAGUGUAUUUACUUUCCUCUUGCAGGCCACGCGCUGUCACUUUAGAAAAAAUUUAGUCUUUUAAAUAAUCAGAUACCGUAAAAUUCGGAAAAUAAGCCGUGGGGCUUAUAUUUUUCAAAGGCCCUUUUUGAGGGGCUUAUUUUUGGAGGGGCUUAUCUACGGAGUGAAAUUUGUGUUUCAAAAUUGAUCGGGCUAGCUUUAUAGUUGGAAGUAAAUUAACCGUUUUUGCUUUGUUUUCGCUUGUAUUUGAGGGCAGUUUUCCAAGUACAAGCCCCCGGAGGGCUUAUAUUUGGAGGGGCGAUUCAACGGAGGUUUUUUGCGUUACCGGUUUGGGGGACUUAUAUUUGGAGGGGCUUAUACAUGGAGGGGCUUAUUUUCGGAAUUUUACGGUAUAUAUGCAUAAUUUUUGAAACGAAGAAAGAUCAUAGAUUUCACAGGACCAACACAGGAACAAAAACCACCCGAUGUAAAGAGGAAUGGGUACUAGCUUUCGGCGCCAUGAUUUCUGGGAUCCUUUUGGUGGGCGAGCGUUUGUUGUGAUUUGUUGGUCGUUUCCAGAGGCAACCAGUAACCAGUCAAAACUAACGCUUGUCCACUCAAACGAUUAGAACUAGCUGCUUCGAUCUCCCUUUUUAGCUCAUAAUCUAGAGAUGAAUUUAGGAAAGAAAACCUAGUACAUGUGGGUUUCACUCUCUAUUUAGCUAAAUUGCUGACUGGUAACUGACACAUUAUUUGUUUUAACAAAAUCAGCGCCACGCACUUUGGGUACUUACGCAAUGACUGAAACGUUGUCGUCGUUUUAUUUUUUUACAGGAAAAUGCUGAUCAAGAGGCCUGCUGUUGGAGGAACUUGUUUUCUUGUAUCAAUCUUGUGCGGGUACUGCAGAAACUUACGAAGUGGAAACAUUCGCGAACAAUGGUGUGUCUUUUUUAUAGGAUUAUCAUGUCGCUUAUAUUGUGUGGUACCUCAAGAAAAACAGAAACAACCGUUUUUUAGAAACUCCUAAAAGAUUUCUUUUUUUUAAAAAUUUAAAAGUGCGUCCCUGUAACGAACCGGCCAAUAACGCAUUUCGACCGGUUCAGUGUCCCCAGGAUAACGACCAAACUGAGAAACAAUUGUUCUUGGACGCAUUUCAUUUCUGCGUUCAUAAAGUUCUCAUUUUCCAAUUUAAGCAAAAAGUGAUGAAAAAAAAAUUAGAUGAACCAUUCCGGUCUCGUUGUUUAGUAGCUCAAACUGAGUUCAUAUCUCCCGUGGGGAUUAAGUGUAUAGUCUGCGGUUGUAGAUGAAAGUGAAGAAUGAUCAUCGCAGUAAAUUUUCCAAAUAUUUUCUUGUUUUAGAUGCUGGUUGUGUUCAAGUCUGCGCCGAUAUUAAAGCGCGCUUUAAAGGUCAAACACGAACUUCUUCAACUGUAUGUGCUAAAGGUUAGUUAAUGAUAUUUUUCUGCUGGAAAACUUUUUUGGGGGAGACGGUUUUGUUUCUAGUGGUUAUUAAUAGCCUUUUGCUGUACGUUAUCAUGACAGAGGGAUUUUGAUUGAAAGGUUCCUGGUCAGUUAGCUUCUUCUCCUCGCGAACCAUCGGAAAUGAUGGAAACCUUCGUAUUGUCGUCGGAUAGUAUUCAGGGAGUUAAAAAAUAUGUUUGGAAGUACAUCGUGAGAAUUAUAUGCAACUAUUUGUUUGAUAUAUUACUCAUACUCAACUUGGGGGAGAAAGGGUAACACAGUGCCUUCCACCAACGUGGCGCGGAUGCCAUGUGUUGGUUGAGUUUGUUGUUGGUUGUCUCUCUUGCUUUGAAAGGUUUUUCUCCGGGUAUGCGGUUUUCUCCACUCCUUAAAAAACAGCAUUUCGAAAUUCCAGUUCGAUCAGGAAUCAGGUAGACAAAGAACGACACUGUGUAUGUGCUAACUGUAAAUCGUUAUUUAUUUCUAUUUAUUCGUCAUCUUAUUUCACGCGGCUGAGAGGUGAUAAUCAACGCUACUGUCUCUGUUUAGAAUAACGGAUUUUCGUAGUUAUAUUUCAACAAUUGGUGCUUGUUUUAUCUCGCAGCUGCUGAAGGCCCAGACAAAGUAUUUAGGGAGAAAUUGGAGGAAGAGCAACAUGAAGACCAUGUCGGCAAUUUAUCAGAAAGUGCGCCAUCGUCUUAAUGACGAUUGGGCUUAUGGCAACGGUGAGUGGAGGAAACGCUGGAUUUGAAUACUGCUUCAGUCCAGAAUAAUUACUUUGAUUUGUAUUGUGUAUUCCUUGGAUUGCUAGACCUAUUUUUGGGGAGGGAGGGGGGGGGGGGGGGGUUACAUAUCCAUUUAAACCUCUCCUAAAAUAUUCCAGAAAAGAGCUUACUAAGAAGCUAAAAUGGUGUGUGCGGCAAUAGAAUGCUGACCGUAAAUGGAUGGUGAACUUAAAUUUAAAUUGUGUUUUAUUGUGAUUGCUGCGAAAAGUUUCAUAAAGUUCAGGAAAGAAAACUGACGCAAACCGGGAAUCAAAUAAAAUGUUUUUGAGUCCGGCCAGUUGUGAAUAGCAGAUGGUCACAUAGUAUACCACUGCUAGUAUUUUCAGAAUGAUUAAAAUUUUCUCGAGACGUCAUUAUCGCUGUGUGUAAGUUGGAGCUGGAAAACUAGAGCUUGUCGUUGUAUUUUGUGGUUUUCUUUUGUCUUGGGAUAACAGAUGACUGUAAGAUAAAAAGCGUAAUCGCCUUUCCGAUCAGAGAGAGUGUGAGUUCUUUUAAGCCUUGGUGUCGGCAAAUUUCAUUGUGUUCUCCUUGUGCAGGACGUGUUUGACAGCCCGUUUUCUUUGCUUAUAAUUGACAGAUCUCGAUGCGCGCCCGUGGGAUUUCCAGGCAGAGGAAUGCGCUUUGCGCGCUUGCGUAGAUCGCUUCAACAGCAGAAGAUAUGGUUUUGACAACGGAGAACGCCUGGGUGAUAACAGCGAGGAGGAUGAAUAUCAGCCAGUUGAUAACGAUGUUCUGAGCGUGCUCGGAGGGAAGGUUGAGCUUAGCAGCGAGUUCAAGAACAAUUAUGAACGAUGGCUUGACCGUGAGGUCUUUUCUGUAUCAAUAGACUGGGACCAACUUUGUACAUGCGUGCAAUAACCAGGCUUGAUAAAGGCAAAAUAAUUCUACCUGAAGGAGGUUGGACACCUUAUGACGCCUACACAAUAUAGCAGUAGCUAUUAGUGAGGUGUAGUGUUUAGGGUUACAAAGGGUAGUGAAUUAUGUGCUGUACAGGCUUCAGACUGCGUCUCCGACAGGACUACUCACUAACUUUCAUUUCAGUAGAACUGCCGGUCUAUUAUCAGGCCCUCCAUCAUAUUGUUAUCUGAGAAAUUGUCAUGAUCCCAUUAUUAUUUUUUGUAUGACUGAUAUAUGAUACUACAAAUGCAAAUUAAAAUUAACUUGACCU